AUGCCUGCUCUCCCUCUCACGCCGCCGCUCACGCUCCCGUCGCCCCCUCGCACCGCCUGCUCUCCCUCUCACGUCGCCGCUCACGCUCCCGCCGCUUGCCACCUGCCGCCGCCCCCCUCUCCUACCCCUGCUGCUCCCUCUCACGCCGCCGCUCACGCUCCCGCCGCCCCGCUCCCCCUCCCGUCACCUGCCGCCUGCCACCACCCCCCUCUCCUACUCCCUGCUGCCACCUCCGGCCGUCAACACUACCUCGCCACCUCCGGCCGUCAUGCCCGCUCGCGCCACCUGCUCAGCUCCCACCGCCCGCUCCUGCUCCACCUCCUCAACACUGCCUCGCUGUUGAUACGAGACCGCCCAGAUCGACGACCUCGGCUCGCUCCGAUCAAAGGUUAA
Zingiber officinale is the source of this 393-nucleotide messenger RNA. RefSeq names its product lysine-rich arabinogalactan protein 19-like. The transcript has a single exon. Lineage: Eukaryota; Viridiplantae; Streptophyta; Magnoliopsida; Zingiberales; Zingiberaceae. The record is from RefSeq and is a predicted model, not a curated record. The coding region runs from base 1 to 393 and encodes 130 amino acids.